This is a messenger RNA of Aethalodelphis obliquidens (Pacific white-sided dolphin), 1447 nucleotides long. RefSeq names its product growth differentiation factor 7 (gene GDF7). Gene Ontology annotation, biological process: BMP signaling pathway. Gene Ontology annotation, cellular component: extracellular region. NCBI's taxonomy places the organism in Eukaryota, Metazoa, Chordata, Mammalia, Artiodactyla, Delphinidae. Gene Ontology annotation, molecular function: cytokine activity; growth factor activity. The coding region runs from base 44 to 1393 and encodes 449 amino acids. The record is from RefSeq and is a predicted model, not a curated record. The transcript is spliced from 2 exons.
GCCACGGAGCCCGCGCCGCCCGCCCGCCUGGCCCUCGGAGCCCAUGGACCUGAGCGCGGCCGCCGCGCUGUGCCUCUGGCUGCUGAGCGCUUGCCGCCCCCGCGACGGGCUCGAAGCGGCCGCGGUGCUGCGAGCGGCGGGGGCAGGGCCGACCGGGAGUCCGGGGGGCGGCGGCGGCGGCGGGAGGACCCUCGCCGCGACUGCGGGCGCCUCCGCUGCCCCGGCCGCCGCGGCUCCCGGGCCCCGCGCCGCGCGCCGCGCCGCGGGCUCCGGCUUCAGGAACGGCUCGGUGGUGCCGCACCAAUUCAUGAUGUCGCUUUACCGGAGCCUGGCCGGGAGGACUCCGGCCGGGGCAGUCGCCGCCUCCACCUCGGGUUCUGGCCGCCACAGCCGCGCGGACACAAUCACCGGCUUCGCAGACCAGGCGACCCAAGACGAAUCGGCAGCGGAGACCGGCCUGAACUUCCUGUUCGACGUGUCCAGCCUUCCCGACGCCGACGAGGUGGUGGGCGCGGAGCUGCGUGUGCUGCGCCGCGAGUCUCCGGAGCGGGGCCCCGGCAGCGCGACCCUCCCGUUGCUGCUGCUGUCCACGUGCCCCAGCGCCGCGCGCGCGCCGCGCUUGCUGCAUUCCCGGGCCGCCGAGCCCCUGGACACCGCGCGCUGGGAGGUGUUCGACGUGGCGGACGCCUUGCGGCGCCACCGCCGGGAGCCGCGCGCCACCCGCGCGUUCUGCCUCUUGCUGCGCGGAGUGGCGGGUCCCGCGCCGGUCCCACUGGCACUGCGGCUGCUGGGCUUCGACUCGCGGGGCGGAGGCGGAGCGGCGGCGGAGGAGCGCGCGCUGCUGGUCGUCUCCUCCCGCACGCAGAAGAAGGAGAGCCUGUUCCGAGAGAUCCGCGCCCAGGCCCGCGCGCUCGGGGCCGCACUGGCAGCGGAGCCGCCGCCGGAUCAGGGACCUGGCAUGGGGUUGCCGACGGCGGUUAUCGGCGGCCGCAGGCGGCGGCGGACGGCGUUGGCCGGGACUCGGGCAGCGCAGGGCAGCGGCGGGGGCGAGGGCCGGAGCCACGGGCGCAGGGGCCGGAGCCGCUGUAGCCGCAAGCCCCUGCACGUGGACUUCAAGGAGCUGGGCUGGGACGACUGGAUCAUCGCGCCGCUGGACUACGAAGCAUACCACUGCGAGGGCGUUUGCGACUUCCCGCUGCGCUCGCACCUUGAGCCCACCAACCACGCCAUCAUUCAGACACUGCUCAACUCCAUGGCGCCGGAUGCAGCGCCGGCCUCCUGCUGCGUGCCCGCGCGCCUCAGCCCCAUCAGUAUCCUCUACAUCGACGCCGCCAACAACGUGGUCUACAAGCAAUACGAGGACAUGGUGGUGGAGGCGUGCGGCUGCAGGUAGCAUGCGGGCCAGGCCGGGCCAGGGAGGGGGCAGCCGCGCCGCCAAGGACUCCCC